GACAAACAGCUCGGUCAACGGACAGCAAUACCCUUUCACAGUAUCUGGAUCAUAGUCAUCCCCGCGGGUCUAAUUAUCCUCAUAAACAUCGGACCAACGAUUCUGUUUCACAGAGACUUGUCACUACUUAUGGAAUCCUUUUUUUUCUCAUACAUCACUGCUCCCAUAUCAAAGUUUGAGGGGGUAUUUUGGAGCAAUAACAGAACUCAACAAAGGGCCUCGCCUGAGAUUAUAGAAUUUUUGUGGACAUUGAAUAGCAUCUUUGCGCUGGUUUUUGCAGGCGCCAUGGUGAUGCUUGGGUCCUGGCCUGCGGAAACCCAUCCGAUGCUCUCUAAGAUGAAUUAG
Penicillium vulpinum is the source of this 345-nucleotide messenger RNA. RefSeq names its product amino acid transporter. Lineage: Eukaryota; Fungi; Ascomycota; Eurotiomycetes; Eurotiales; Aspergillaceae. The record is from RefSeq and is a predicted model, not a curated record. The transcript has 2 exons. The annotation marks the transcript as partial.